AUGAAAUUCUUCUGGAUUCUCCUCCUUCUCACCACCACCGUCGCCAUCCAUGGCGCCAAAAUCUGCUUUAACGACAUGGAUUGCGUAUACCCAAGUCUUCGUUGUCAUGCGGGACAAUGUGUCUCCAAGUCGGGAUUCUUUGGUGGGAACGAUGGCAGUGACGGUGUCGAGUGUAACCCUGAAUGCCCACCAAUGCAAGCAUGCUACUGGGGCAGGUGUGUUAUUGCUAAUGACUGA
Messenger RNA from Caenorhabditis remanei, 237 nucleotides. RefSeq lists its product as uncharacterized. Bases 1 to 237 code for a protein of 78 amino acids. The record is from RefSeq and is a predicted model, not a curated record. NCBI's taxonomy places the organism in Eukaryota, Metazoa, Nematoda, Chromadorea, Rhabditida, Rhabditidae. The transcript is spliced from 2 exons.